AUGGCCGCGCCCGAGGAGGAUGAGUGGGAGUACGAGUACGACGAGAACGAGACCGAAGACUUCUACAUCCCGCUCGACUUGUCCAAUGUCCCUGCAGCGCAGAUUCCUAUGGUCUCGCAGGGUAGACCGGGACAUCCAACUUUGCUCAAGAGCAGAUUGCGCGCACUGAACGCAGCUCGAGCCCAACCAGCUGAGUUCGCCGCCGACAGCAAUGAUGGACAAGAGACGGCAACCAUGGGCGAAGUACAAAUUGUUGGCCUCCACACACCAAAUCCGCUGGUCAUGUACAACGGCCAGUUGCUGAGUUGCCAUUGGACAUCGACCGUCGGGACCGACAUGUUCUUCGUGAAGCCGAAUGCAAGCUCUUCAACCCAGUCAGAAACGCUGCGAUCUCUCCCGUCGGUCGAUUUGUUGGCUCUGGGGUCUGCAAAGCUCGUAGCAAAAGUUGGACGUCUGCGACCGCGCGACGAUCUCUUCGACGACGCCAGUAGUACGCAACAGGCAGCAGAGGUCGCGCCUGCCGCAGACGGCAACCACGGCGCUACAUCAAGCGUAAACAACAUGCCAGACGCUCAUCCUCCCAGCAAUGAAGAAGCCUCAUCCGCUUCAUCGAGCUUCCUUGCUAGGCUGAAUGAGGCCAAAGCAAAGAGAGGAGACAAGUCGCGCCUGGCAAUCUCGAAGACACCAGAAGGCUCGCGUCUAGUGGCAGAAAAGGCAACGACUGGCUCUGUCAAUGCUGGCACCUCGCAGAAACACGGUGACUCGGUCAUGGGCGGCACGUGA
Alternaria rosae is the source of this 783-nucleotide messenger RNA. RefSeq lists its product as uncharacterized. NCBI's taxonomy places the organism in Eukaryota, Fungi, Ascomycota, Dothideomycetes, Pleosporales, Pleosporaceae. The record is from RefSeq and is a predicted model, not a curated record. The transcript has a single exon. Bases 1 to 783 code for a protein of 260 amino acids.